AUGAAGUUCUACAUCGCGAUCUUGUGUCUGGCCCUCCCUUUUGUCGUCGAUGCGGUACCUGUAACGGAACAAGGACUGUUCUCGGCUAUCAAUGAUUUUGACGAUGUCCUCCUCUUCGACUCUCCUGCUUUCCAAGAUCCAGAAAAUCCCGGGAAUACCCUUAUUAACGUUCAAUCAUAUGUAUUCCUGAAGCACUUCGAUCUGGACCCUCUUACCACUGUGAUUAACGAUGCACUUGCAGAGCUUGGGAUUGACGUUGGGGGCCAGAUUGAUAGAGUCAUCGACAGAAUGAAGCUUCUUGCCACUGUGGGCUUACCAGGAAGGGAGGUGAAGAUGACAGUUGAGGGAUGUGAGAAGAAAGCUACGCUUCCAAAGACCGGAUUUAAGGAUCUUGGCGUGGUCACUGGUAUUGUUUCAGUUGGACAUUGCGGUUAUGGGAAACAAUUCAAUGCAACAGUUGAAGGAAAUGAUUUCGCGCCCCGUGCGACAAUAUUUCCAUCUCCUCCCGACGGAUUUGGCGUUAUAUCUGACAUUGACGACACCAUCAAGGUUUCGAAUGUCCUAGACAAGCUCAAGCUUGUGGAGUCAACCCUUCUUGACGACCCAACGCCAGUAGCCGGAAUGCCGGAGCUCUACAAUUCUUUGGCGAUCUCGAUGAACCAACCUCAGUUCAUUUACAUAUCUGGAUCUCCCUUCCAGUUAUACCCUUUCCUCCGAGACUUUGUGGACACGACGUACCCGCAAGGUCCUCUUUUCCUCCGUAAUUUCACCCUUACCGACCUCGGGUUAUUGAUGGAAUGGUUCAGCGAGGAUCCAAGUGCGAAAUUGGAGUACAAGUUGACACAAAUUGCUCGAGUAAAUGCAAUGUAUCCCCAAAAGAGCUUCUUGUCGAUUGGUGAUUCCACCGAAGAGGACCCAGAGAUCUAUGCCGCUGCGUUCAAGGCCCAUGGUGGCGAGUUCAUCAGAUGUAUCUGGAUACAUCUCGUGGAUGAUGCCGACAAUUCCGACGAGAGGUUUGAGGCUGCGUUUGACGGCGUCCCUUGGGAACGCAUAAGGCUGUUCGAUAAUUCGCAGAUAGCAGCUUUGGUUGACAUUGAUGUCGCUGGCGGUAAAUGCUAG
Marasmius oreades (fairy-ring Marasmius) is the source of this 1119-nucleotide messenger RNA. RefSeq lists its product as uncharacterized. Bases 1 to 1119 code for a protein of 372 amino acids. Lineage: Eukaryota; Fungi; Basidiomycota; Agaricomycetes; Agaricales; Marasmiaceae. Gene Ontology annotation, molecular function: phosphatidate phosphatase activity. The transcript has 3 exons. Gene Ontology annotation, cellular component: actin cortical patch. The record is from RefSeq and is a predicted model, not a curated record.